AGGUUGUGUUUAGUAUGCAAGCUCAUCUAAACAAUUACAAAUGUAUUGACCAUUAUCAGCAUUUUGUUCCAAAGAAUCAGAAGAUAUCUUUGAGCCCUAUGACAAAUGCAGCCUAAGUGAUCACUGUUCAAUUUUGCAUGUGUUCUGCAGCUUUUGUUUAUUCAAGGCCAACUGUUUGACCAAUAGUUUUGCUCUUAUCAGAGUAAAAUGUGUGAUGCUCCCACCCUACAUUUUAUUAAGGUUGUUGGUCUGUUUUGGUGCAAAGAAGGUGCAGCUUUUAAAGAAUUCUUUUUUCUUCCUUCAGGAACUUCAGAAACAUGGUAGCCAGGAUAUGAUCAUGGCUUUGGUUGGAAAUAAGGCUGAUCUACAUGAAAAACGUACUGUGUCUUCUCAGGAUGCACAGGAGUAUGCAGACAGGAACAAUAUGUUUUUUGUUGAGACAUCAGCAAAAACGGCUGAUAAUAUAAACCAACUAUUUGAGGAAAUCGCCAAGAGGUUGCCGAGGCCAACUCCGCCGUCCUGAUUAACAGCUAACUGACCAGGUGCCACACCUCCUGGUCAAUGUGUAACGUACAAUAGCAACAAAAUCCUGGAUUGAACCUUGUGGCUGGUUUAACAUGCCAGGUCAAGCCAUUUGUAUCUCUAUGAGCUUUGUGUGUUGGAAAUGUGGCUCAUGUAAAGCUUGUCCAUCGUGCUAAUUGUGCCGAAAGAGUGGGGAGGUAAUUCGUUCCCAGCAUAGUCGAAGUUAAAAUGAGCCGCGAAUGCGCGCUACACAUGGACAUUCAGUGCCAUUAUAUGGUUGAACCUGAAACAACUUCGUCAAUGUUUUGCUUUGUUUCUAGUUUCAGUUUGACUCGGUUGUUGAGCCUGUCAUGGACAGUAAUGGAAGGGUUUAAGGUUUAGAAGUGUCAAUGUUAUGGAUGAUUAAUUUGAUUACAAAAUCAACAAUAAUCG
Messenger RNA from Lolium perenne, 954 nucleotides. The record is from RefSeq and is a predicted model, not a curated record. Lineage: Eukaryota; Viridiplantae; Streptophyta; Magnoliopsida; Poales; Poaceae.